Molecule: messenger RNA, 5961 nt
Organism: Symbiodinium natans
Lineage: Eukaryota; Dinophyceae; Suessiales; Symbiodiniaceae
Source: the annotation of a GenBank genome assembly
AUGGCGCCGCACAUCCACAUGACAGAACUUGAGCAGCGGCGAAUUCUCCAACAGAGGACGCUGCAUGGUCACCGCUGCCGGAUGACCUUCUACGAUGCCUACCUGGAUGUGCUUGACAAAGCCAAACAAGAUGCAAAGUACUGGGCAGCCACAGUGCAUGGCAAGGACCUGCGACUCGUGAAAGUUUCCUGCGGCUUCUUCAGAGAGGAGAUCCCCAUGUUUGAACGAGUUCGAUACCGAAUGCUGUGGCUCGUGGAGUGGAGUGUUUUCGAGAAUUUCGUCAUCAUUCUGAUCAUUUGCAAUGCUCUCGUCAUGGCUCAUCCCGUGGCAUACGAUGAAGCGAGUCAGCCCAGAGGCGUCCAGAACACGUAUUUCGUCUUCGAGACCUUGGUCUCUGCAGUGUUCACUAUCGAGUGCCUGUGCCGAAUCAUUGCCCAGGGCCUUUUCUUCGGUGACGCGCCGAACCCGUGCUACUUGAAGGAGCCUUCAAACUGGAUAGACAUGAUAGUCGUCAUUUUCACAUUUGUCGAGCCUUUUGCAGCAGAAGUUAUUUCCGAGCAGGACCUGAGGACUAUGAGAGUCCUCCGUAUUUUCCGUGUGUUCAGAGUAAUCCGAGGGAUGACAUUCCUGCCGCGCUUGAGGACCAUUGUGCAGUCCCUCUCCAAGAGCUUGUACCGGCUCUGGAUCUCUUCCCUGGCUAUCACCUUCACCCUGAUCGUGGUCAGCAUGGCUGGGACAGAUCUCUUUGGCGAUGUCUACUGGAGGCGUUGUCGGCUUUCGGACGAGCCCUACGUCUUGAAUGGCACACUAGUUUGGCCUUUGGACCCAGAUCAGCCGCGGUUCUGCGGCGGUCGGUAUGAGUGUGUGCCAACGGCAUCUGGAGCUCCGACCUAUUGCAGGACUCCGGUGCGCACGGACACAGGCCCACUUCCCGGCUACAAUCCAUGGCCCGAGCUUUUCGAGAAUCCGCUGGCAGACUAUGGCUUCACUGGGUACCAGACAUUGUGGAGUGGUCUGCUGACGACCUUCCAGGUGGUGAACAUCGACGGAUGGAGCAGCAUCAUGCACCGCUUUGAGGAUGCGAAGUGGCCCGGCUUGACCGUCCCCUUUUUCAUCCUUUUAGUGCUCUUUGGAGGCUUGAUCCUGAUGAACUUGGUGUUGGCGAUACUCUGGCACAGCUUCGACACAACUGUGCAGGAGGACAGGUCAGAGUUGGGGGAUAGCAAAUUGCAGCUGGAGGCCAAGAGAAUGCAUCCGAAGCCCAUUAUUACCCCGGAUAUCCAGCAGAUGCCACUUCAUGCCCUUGUAAGCUCGGUUCAGCAGUUGGAGGUUGAGCUAGCAGCUGCUCAAGCCUUUCAAGCGCUUGACACGGAGUUUCGCUCGAUGGGACUCAAGAACAUCUGCUACAGCAUGAUCACCAGCCCAUGGUUCGGGCGCGUGAUGAACUUUAUCAUUCUCUUCAAUGCGCUCUGCAUGUGCUUUGACAUCUAUCCCCCAUAUGACGAUACAGUGCUCCUGAUUCUCGACAACAUCAACUUUCUGUGCUCGGUCAUCUUCUUUUUCGAGGUGUGUAUCAAGAUCAUGGGAGUCGGCGUAUCCUUCUUCGAGGACAAUGGCAACAGGUUUGAUUUUCUACUCGUGAUGCUCUCGGUGGUGGAGCUCUUUCUGAGUGGCGGGUCCGCGUUGUCUGCCCUGAGAACUGCGAGGCUCUUGCGCAUCUUCAGAAUGAUCCACAUGAGCAUGAAUUUCCGUAUCCUCCUCAUGGUCUUUCAGAAGGCAGUGACGCCGACCCUGUACUUUUCCAUGAUCGUCAUCCUGUUUCUAUAUUGCUCCUGUCUUGCUGGCCUGCAGAUUUUCAACAAGGAUGACGUUGCAAGUGGCAAGCUGGGCUUGGGCUUCGAGUCACUGGCCAUGGGCUUUCUCACAUCGCUGGCUAUCUUUUCCGGAGACGGCUGGCUGGACAUCACCACCCAACAGAUCCAGGGCAAGGACAAUCAGCUCUUCGGAUUCUUCUACUUCUUGCUCACCUUCGCGCUGGGCAAGGCUGUCUUGAAGAAUCUCUUGUUGGGCAUCAUCGCGGCCGAGUUCACAGUCGCACGGGACAUCAUGAAGCAGGAUUUUCGGCUUCGCAUGGCCAUCGCUCGAGCAAAGCUUGACAAGUUACGCCUGAUCGACGCGGCAUCGGGAUCCACACCAGGGCGAGACAAGGAGGAAGCCGAGGACGAUGUGGAUGUGGCACCGGAGUCGCCGCGCUGGCCACAGCAGGCUUUCAGCCGCCUCGAGGGCACGGCCGACAAGACCUGCGCCAGGAAUAUGGACGUCAUAAAGAUGAUCCACGUGAAGGGCCAAGCAGCGAAGCGUCUCCAGGCAAUUGGCAAGAUCCACGCCAUGGGGAAGAGCAAGUACAGCUGGCCCAAGGGCGAGAGGCACCCUCCUGAUCCGGGCAUGACGGAUGUGGAGGCCAUGUUCCACAGCUCGGUGGAGAUGCAAAGUGAUGCGCUGCACCGGGCUGCACCACCCGAGUCGCCUGGCAUGCUCCGGCUGCAGCGUGAAGCUUAUCACGGGGCAGCCCCCCCCGAUGAACCUGAGGCUGCUGUCGAUGCGAUGGCUGGAUCAGAGACAGGCUUCAUCUGCAUCCAGGUCGAAUCUGCCGGCAUUUCUGACCCCAAGAAAGCCAAAGAACAAGUCCAGGUAUGCUCCGCGCCGAGGGAACACCUGGCAGCCUUCGACCGUCCAGGCUCUUCCGAGCCAAUGCAGCCUUUCACCUGCUUGCCAGUCUGGGAUCUUGAGCCCAUUGAGCUCUCCACUUAUUCCACUUGCGGUCGGAAGGAGACAUUUGUGGAAAGCUACCGACGGGCUCGAGCAGCACGGGCAGGCUUGCAGGAGGACACUGAGCUAAGCUCGGCGUCCACGGCGUGCACGGCACGGGCAUAUGUCCCACGAGACGUAGAAGCACCACGGCGACGUGUGGCGUGUCGUGAGAACGUGCUGCAUUGGACUAUGCCUCCGCAGCGGAAGGAGGUCAAGCUGGAAGAGACGCCGCAAGUCAUAGGCGAGGAGGUCCUGCUGUCGCAGCUGGAGGACCUGCCGGACGACGAGCCUGUUUUUCAUCGCGAAGCCCUGACGUCCGCAACAAGGAACGGCGCCCCUCCGCCGGAUGACAAACCAUCGAUCACCGAACUGCUUCGAGGCUGUGCACGGAGCAUCAUGCGCUCACAUGGCUUUGAGCCUAUCGUCAUGUUCGUCAUCUGCCUGUCCUCCGUUUCUCUGGCCUUUGAGAGCCCGUUCUCAGACCCCAAUUCGGAGGUGGCAUACUUGCAGAUGGUCAUCGACCGGUUUUCCGUUAUGGUGAUGCUCCUGGAGAUGUUUGUUCGAAUGAUGGUCAUGGGGCUGUGGAAGCAUCCCAGCGAGUGUGGGCCCGGUGAGCUGCCCGGCUACUUCCGUGUGCCCUGGCACGUUCUAGAUUUCGUCAUCUGCCUGGGUGGAUUGACGUACUUGAUCGCCGAGAUGUUUGCCGCAGGCUUGGCGGAGCUGCGGUCUGUGCGUGCGCUGAAGAUGAUUUCAAUGCUUCGGCCCCUGCGACUGAUUGGAAAGACAAGCUCAGUCCGGCUGAUCAUCGAGUCGCUGCUUGCAGCCAUUCCCACGCUCAUCAACAUGACAAUGGUAAGUGCUCUCUUCUACCUCGGCUUCGCUCUGCUCUUUGUCGGCUUCUUCAAAGGUGCACUAUAUCAUUGUUCUCUUGAUCCUCAAGGAGAUCUCAUGCCAGAGAUCGUGACAAAAAAAGAUUGCUUGAAAGCAGGGGGCGAGUGGAUCAACAGCGAGUCCCACUUUGACGCCGUCACGUACUCCUUGGUUGCAUUGUUGCACAUCGGUUCGGGGGAGGGCUGGAUCGACGUCACCCUGAACAUUAUCGGGGCGCAAGGCGUGGAAUUGCAGCCGAGACCAAAGAGCAAGGUAGAGCAGGCGAUCCCAGUGGUGAUCUUCAUGGCUUUGACCAACUUCUUCCUCUUGAACCUGCUAACCGGCAUCUUGGUGGACUCGUACACCAGCACCAAGGCAGAAUUCUCUGGGCAGAGCAACAACACUUCUGAGGAGAGGCUUAUCAAGAAGCUUCAGAGGGAAGUCCUACUCAACCCGGAAGUAUUGCUGCCCCCACCACGCAUUGAUGUCAGAGGGAAAUGCUGCCUCGCAACGCGGCAGCGCCUUAGAUGGUUCAUCGAGCAUCGGAUUUCACGGAGCGUAAUCUUCGUGGGUAUCCUGAGCAAUGCCAUCGUGCUGGGCAUCUCUCCGGUCAUCUUCCCCGAUCUGCUCGAGUUUCGAAGGAUUGUGAGCGGACUUCUUCUUGGACUUUUUGCAUUCGAGCUGGCGAUUAAGAUCUUCGUUUACAGCCGGGACUUCUUCAAGGACAAGUGGCAUGCCUACGACAGCUUCGCCAUCACGGGGUCCUUGAUCGGAGCCUUGGUCAAUGCCCUUGUUUCAGAGAAGGGUGUGAUGACCCAAAUCCUCGGCGGCUUCCAGAUAUUGCGGAUUCUGAUGCUGGUUCGGUAUGCUUGGUUCAUGGAUAGCAUCACGAGCACGAUCUGGGUCGCAUUGCCCGGCCUGUUCCAGGUGUCCGCCCUUCUGACGCUGCUUAUGUUCAUGUAUGCAUGCCUCGGGGUGUCGCUGUUCGGCACUAUGAUGAGUGCUGACGAGGCCGCAAUGUCUGCAAGCGACGGGAUCUACCCCUUGACAGAUACCAACUUUUACAGCUUCAACAAUGCCUUUCUGUUGAUGAUCCGGUGUGCAACAGGGGAGAGGUGGCACGACAUCAUGUACGAUCUCGCUGAAGACAAGCCGAAUUGUACUACAGCAGCGCAAACGUAUGAGGACCUUGUGCAAAAUGGACCUCGAGGGUGCGGCAGCAUGCUUGCGUAUCCUUACUUUGUUAGCUAUGUCUUGAUCGUUCUCUUCAACAUGAUGAACUUGAUCAUUGCGACGGUGUUGGAUGCGUACGGGCAGGUGCAUGAGCUCAUCGAGCUCGAGGACUUCAUGGUCUGCCUGCGUGCCUUGCGGGAUGCCUGGGUGGAGAUCGAUCGGAACUUCUUGGGUUAUCUCCACGUGGCAGAGGUUGAGAACAUCUUGCUCAGCAUCCCACAGCCCGUGGGCUUCAUCGGGCUCAAGAAGCGACAACUGCUCCGAUCCUUGAUGAACCUGCAAGUGCACGAGGGAAGUAUGCUUGCCUACCGCGAUGUCAUAAAGCUGGUGGCGCAGCGCUCGGUGCUAUUUCUCAGUGGGGAGCUUUUGCUCCAUCCUCAAGAGGCGGAACUCGAUGAACAAGCUCUUCGCACUUGGAAUGCGGCGUUCCCGGAGUUGCCACCUGAGCCGCCUUCUGACGCCAUUCUGAUCGCCCACAUCGUCAUAGCCAGGAGAACUGCAGUCUACAUCCGCAAAAAGCGAUGGGAGUGGAAGCAGCGCAGUCGCUCGGGACAGGGUGCAAUGCGAAGCCUCAAGAAGGCCGCAGCCAACAGAGGUUUGGACACCCGCGCGCGCUCACCCCGGGGCUCCCCCCGGGGCUCGCCGAAGGGAUCACCGCGUGGAUCCCCACGCAGCGGCUCGCCGCGGAGCGGCUCGCCGCGGAGCGGCUCGCCGGCCGGCUCCGAAGGUAAGGAUGAGGUGUGGGAGGAAGCCAUGUACAACGUGGAUGUGGACAUAGACACUGCCCUGGCGGGUGUUUGGGAGCAAAGUGAUGAUCCUGGCCCGCCUACCUCCAUUUUCGUGAGUCAGCUGGCGCCUUCGGAGACGGCCCAAGCGCAGCGCUCUCGCAAGCUGCCUCAGCUAUCUCCUCUGCGGUGGCCCCCAGAGGAGCUGGUAAAAUACCAGCCCGAGGAGGAGCCCGUCUUCACGAAUGCGGAGAGCUCGAUGUGGGCGAAAGUCGCUGACCUUGCACAAGGGAAGGGCUCCAGACCCACCUGGAAGGAGUGA